CCUCAGCAAUGUGCUCGAGGGAAUAUUUUGAGGGCGUUUCAUAACAGCAAAGUUGCUCGCAAGGAUGCCUGCCAAAAACUUUCAAUGCAUUGGUUCUCGUAACCUUAUUCAUGCAACACCAUCCCCUGCUCUGUUUGAAAAAUGCGGCGCAGUCCGUAUGCAGCAUGACCACGACCUCACGAUAAUUCCCACAGCGAAAGUCUUCUCUUCCCCUCUUCAGCCAUUAGGCUGAGCGCCCAAGUCAAUCGUUUCCAUCUUGUUUGUUGUUCAGCGUUGCCAUAAUGUUUUGUUCGUUCGUCCAGCUACAACUGCUGGUUCUUGCGCUCUGCAGUCUCGUCGUCGCGAGGCGCCUCAGCCAGGGAGAUGGCCUGACAGUGCCUGCUCAGCGACCGAUGUUGCAUUCUCGUCCAGCGACAGUGAUCUCAAACGAAGUCAAAUCAGAUUCUCCGAAGGAUGUUUCGACCAGUGGCCGCGAUGCAACGAUCAAGCUAUUCCCACCGUCUCCUCUCGCGAUGCGCUAUUCCUUCAGCUUUGGGUGCAAAGAGUCCGAGUUUAACACGAUCACUCUGGAGACAGAUGUCUGCCUAUCAGGAGAUUACUACCUAAAUCAUAACAUGCUGAUUUCGGAAGCUCCUCUUUGCAAGGACGGGUCAACACCGACGAUGAGCUAUUAUCGCGCCCGCGGAUGCGUUGGAUCACCACAAUUCGAAAGCACAACAAAGCCUAUUCCAGACUACUGUCUCUGGGGAGGCAUAGCGCCAAAAUACUGGUCCUUGAUCUUCCGUUGUGGGUCGGAGACAAGCACAGUUCAAGGCGCAGACAAGCAUGAAGUAGCCGUUCCACCAGCAAGUCGACAGCCCACCCAAGUAUAUGAAGGGAUACUAUCAUUGUGUGCAUUUGAGCGUACUCAUCGCCGUAUCAGGCCCAGUAGAUCCAUGGUUAAUGUGGACAGCUGCAUCCCAAUGAAUGGCCACAACAUCACGAUCAAGAGAGAAGCAGUCUGCCCGAAUGGAAAAAGAGCGCAGUGGGCGAGGUUCGAGACCGCGAAUUGUAAUGGCGGCCACCUCUCACAGAAGUAUGGCCUAAUCGAUAUUCACGAUGCGGACAUUGGCGUUGACAAAUGCCUGUCAUCGAGUGCAUCGGCAGACAAAGACAAAAUUCGCAGUGUGGCUUUCUGGUGCGAAGGCAUCAAGCUUGUUCCUCCGAAGAAGAGCGCAUUGAAAUGGGGUACUUUUGGCGAGCAAGCAUGCUCAGCUGGAGGCUCCACGCCGAAGUUCCUGUCGCAUGGCUAUAAGCCAUUACAGCCAGAUACAUGUGCACCCAAAGAUCGUGGCGUCGCUCUGCGCACCUUCACAAUCUCGCAACCUGCCGUAUGCGAAAAUGGAACACGGGCCGCUCUGGCAUUGUACAAAGAUGACUUUUGUAGCGGAGAGCCAGAUCGAUUUUUGAAUGUCCAAUUUAACACGAUGAACAAAUGUUUGUCUUUCGAAGGAGUACAAAGCUGGGCAUUCUAUUGUGAGGGUGUCAAGAUCCAACGUUCGUUACGUGUCAUGUCACCACCUCGGCCUCCAUCACUUGGGGCUCAACGUAUCAGUACUGGUGAGCAAUUGGAAGCGAAACUCAAGGCACAGGCUACUCAAACGGGAUUCCUUGUUGGGCGACCUUCCUCAGCACCCGCGAGACCAGCACCAGUGAUAGCGUCGGACUUUGGCAAGGCUAAACCGCUGCCAGAUUUUCAGAUAAACGCACAUGCACCAGAAUGUGUCUCAGGUUGUGCCAAUAGAGUACAAACUAUAGGCCUCAAUACACGGUAUCGCUACAGCGCUUUCUCAUGUAAUAAGAAUAUGGAAACGACGGUCAAGUACUAUGUGCCCGGUAUCUGUACCGCUCUUAACUCACCGUUCGGGAUACAGAGCCCAGGUAUUUGUCCGAAUGGCAAACCGGCUCUUGUAGCGUUGUAUCAGGAUCGAUCAUGUCAAGGGAAGCCGGAUAAAUUUGGAAGUGUGGAUACCAAUUCUACGAAUCAAUGUUUUGCGUUCGACGAGAUGAAGGGUUGGACGUUUUGGUGCGAGGACGUGGAACCGGGAGAUGUGAGUAGCUUGAAGGACAUUGGGACAAAGGUCGAGGAAGUCAACAAUGGCGUCGAGGGGUGGGCCAAGGUUAUUAUUUAUCUUGUUUGUGCUGUUGUCCUGGCUCUUGGUGUUUGGUUUUGGCUUGGAGCCGUGAUUUUGCAUGUGGCUCGUGAGUUGUUUCCUUGGCCUUUUGAAGCUGUGGAGAAUGGUCGUAUUGUUUUGGGGGAAGAGAAGCCAUAGGUGCGUUGGAGAUGGAUUUUGGGAUGGUGGAUUGAAGCUAGGAGUUAGUUGUGAAAUUAAUGGAUACCCAAUCUCGAGCAUAUUUUCCUGGUUGAAGCAAAGAUGUACAUUCACAUUUCAAGACUAC
Molecule: messenger RNA, 2439 nt
Organism: Mollisia scopiformis
Lineage: Eukaryota; Fungi; Ascomycota; Leotiomycetes; Helotiales; Mollisiaceae
Exons: 1
Coding region: 282-2312 (676 amino acids)
Source: RefSeq, a predicted model, not a curated record